AUGAGAACCAUUUCCAACAGCAACAUCCGACCGAGAAAGUCGAUGGAAUAUUCAGUGCAACUCAUUCAACCAGAUGAGGCUGGAGUCGACUUGUUCCUGACCCGCUACAAGCCAUUCCGCCUUGCGGCUUUACAAAACGAACCGUCCUUCUUUGCAUCAACCUACACCCGCGAAGUGUCCAUGGCGGAUGAUUUUUGGCGUGGCCGGUUAUUGAACCCGAAUGCCAAAACGUUUGUAGCGAUACAGAAGCACGACGGCGACAUUUUGUCUUCUGUCACGAUUGUCCGCGACGUGUCUGUACCAAAGGGGGUCAAAACUCAACUUGGUCUCGAGGCAGACCACGAGGCUACGCAGCAGGUGUCGCAUUGGGAGGUCAACGCAGUGUACACUGCUCCGGGAGCUCGACGAAGGGGCCUGGGAAGAAGAGUCAUGGAGGCGGCGGCCAAAGAGGCACAGGAAGUUGCGGAUUCCGAAGGCAAACCGUGUCUCAUCACAGUGCUCGUCAAGAGGAAGAAUGCCGCUGCUAGAAUCUUGUACGAGAGGGCUGGGUUUCAAGUCCUGGGUGACGAUGACGGAGAUGAUGCGCUGCGGCUGUUUCUUUGGACGGCUCGCUGA
Messenger RNA from Metarhizium robertsii ARSEF 23, 615 nucleotides. Its product is annotated as Acyl-CoA N-acyltransferase. Gene Ontology annotation, molecular function: acyltransferase activity, transferring groups other than amino-acyl groups. Bases 1 to 615 code for a protein of 204 amino acids. The transcript is spliced from 2 exons. The record is from RefSeq and is a predicted model, not a curated record. NCBI's taxonomy places the organism in Eukaryota, Fungi, Ascomycota, Sordariomycetes, Hypocreales, Clavicipitaceae.